Messenger RNA from Rotaria sp. Silwood2, 426 nucleotides. NCBI's taxonomy places the organism in Eukaryota, Metazoa, Rotifera, Eurotatoria, Philodinida, Philodinidae. The record is from the annotation of a GenBank genome assembly.
AUGAAACCAAUCACAGCUUCAUCAAUAAUUUUGGAACAAAUUCGUGCUGUAACAGAUGUUGUGGAUAAUUGGAAAACAAAAAGUCAUAUAACUGGAGAUACUGUACCAAAAUAUAAUAUUGAAAAAUUCAACAACAUUUAUAACAGCAUCCAAGAUAGUCUUGUCAAAAUCACUGAUACAAAUGAAGUAAAUAUUGGAGAAUUAAAAACUAAGCUUAAAACAUUAUUUGAAAACUUAACGGAUCUUGUAUUUGGACAAUCAAAACAAAUGAUUGAACUUGAAAGUCGAAUAGCUGCUUUAGAAGAAACAAAAACAAUAAAUGAAGAUCGACUAACUGCUUUAGAAAAAACAAAAACAAUAAAUGAAGAUCGAAUGAUAAAGCUUGAGAAAAAAUUUAAGAUGAUGGAAAAAAACAGUCAUUGCUGA